GAACAACAAAAUACAAAUCUUUUGUUUCCUGCUGUCAAACGUUGCAUAGAUAAUUCUUAAUUGUUAGUUUUUUUUAAACACUGCCUGCGUGGUUAUUAAGAGAACUGUUUUCAUUCUCUACCAAACACCCCUAACAUGAACUAAUAGACCAGUCCAACAAUCUGGGGUAGUAAACUGACGUUACUUCGUGUGAUCGUAUCAACAUCACUUGGCCCUGGAGUAGUUUAUCUGCUGGCCACGUUGGUAAAGGUUCGCUACCCGUUUCAGAGAAGCGUUUCAUUAGGCGACGAGGAUUUUCUGUAGCCCAGCUGUGCUCCGAAAUACUGUGUGGUGACCACAGAGAGAGAAAUACUUAGUUAAAUCAAACUAGUGAAACUAUUGCUAUUCCGGUAGGACUAGUAUAAAUAGUGGCAAGAUUAUACAUCCUUAGUCAGAUACAUAUAGAUCGUGUGAAUAAAAGUGUUUGCACUACAAUCCACUUCCAGAUAUUGCACCUAAAGACUGUGACCCAUUGCUAGUGCUACUGUGUCAGGAAAGAAAUAAAUCACCUGGUUAUUUGCACUACUAUUGGUUUGAUACUUGAAAACUGGAAGAACAUAAGAAAUAAUAGAUGGAAGCCAUGAAUCCGGAAGAUAAUUGGUAUUUGGACCUCAGUUCGCACUGGGAGGGGAAGGACGAAGAUUUUGAUUACUGCGAUUGCCCUGGUCCUCCAUCCCCUCCUCAAUUUGUGAUUCCCCCGCCUCCACCUCCUCCUUCACUUCAGUUGUGUCAAGGAGAACACACGGACUUGCAGUACUGUAAAGUGAAAACUCUAGGAACUGAAUACACUUACCCACACUUUUACUUCCUUCCGGUCAUCGCUGUGGUCUCUUCAGUGGUGGUCGUCAUCACGGUCGCUUCUUUUCUUUUAUGGAAGCAUAAGAAGAAGGUCCAGAAUUUUCUCCCAUGUAAAAGUGACCAUCAAACCAGAUGUGACGUCGGUAACUCAAAUGGAGUUACUUAUAAUGACGUAUUUAUCAACCACCACCCAAUAAGACUAACCAAUCACCGUGGACUUGAGACCCAAACACUGACUCCUAUUGAGCUGCUUGAUGUAAAGUUUGACAGAUAUAGACACCCCCAUUUAAUAUCUGUAAACCACACAAACUUUUUCUUCACGGGUAAAAAAGCUGGCAGUAUGCGUUCCAAUAGGGAUAAAGACCUGUUCAAUCCGGUCUAUGAAGAAAUUUCUGGAAAUUCAGAUGGCAAAGAUGGAAACCAAAGCUGUAACUCAGACAUUGAUGAUAGUGAAGUAGAAGCUCGAACUGUAGCUAGUGAAGAUGAGUUUGCUGAAGAUGAGUUGAGUUUGGGAGAGUAUCCACGCCAGCCUAGUCGUCCCUGUUCAGUAACCAGUAGUCUUCUUGGCUACACGAGAGGAGACCUGUGUCCUGGGAUGAGUGAUGGAGCUAGAGGCGCUGAAAAUAAGAAACUACAUCGUUUGUUUCAAGGGAAUUGUCAUGGUAGAUCUUCAUGCCGAAAGCAUAGUUCUCAUUCUUUGGAGAGAAACAAAGAUGGAUAUCCUAGUGAAGGAUUUGAGGCAAAAGAGAAUUAUUACAAAAGUAAGAAUAUGUUGUGUGAGAGGGGUUUAGGUCUAUUUCCUCAACAAGUUGUUGGCCAUCAUAAUAACUCUUUCUUAUCUAGACAGUGUUUACCACAGAACAUUUCUAACGGUGAAGAGGAAAGGGUUCCUGUGCUGUAUUAUUCUGGAGUAGGGUUACCUGCCCAUGUACGAUCUCUCUCCCCGCCACCUUAUCCCUACUCAGCCGAGUCAGGAACUGAGCCAUUACCUUCCGUCUACGAUCCUCAAGCAGUAGUUUUAGUAACAACACCAAGAUCGAUUUGUCUACCAGAAGGUUUGAUGUCAGAACUGGAUGGAAGAACAGAUGAAGGAAUGCAGCCAGUGAGCCACUUGGAAAGUAGCCCAGACGAUCUUAGCGGUUCUAUAUUUACUAUAGAGCCUGAAGAUGCAAACCUCACAGCACAUGGGUAUGGAACUACUGAUUCAUUAGAAUUCCAUACUUCACAUACAUCAGGCGGAAGAAGACCACCUACCCCUCCAAUGCGUGUAAACAUCUCUUCUUCUGGAAAGGAUGAAAGGCUUUUCACUAUAGACGGAAGUCAACACCAUCAUAAACUAGCUAGUAAUGUGCCAAGCGAUACUUCUCAAAGCUUCAAUAAGACUGACAAACGAACAGCACCAAAUAACACGAUAAAGUGUCACAACAUUCCAGUAGUUAAAAGUCUAGAAGAAAAUGGACCUUACGGUGACAUCAGACCGGUUUUUGAUUCCGGAACCUUAUGCACGUGACGCACACGAGAGAGUGACCAAUAUGACUAGUGUAAACUAUAAGUUAUGACCUUAGUUGUACGUUUUUGUUAUAGUGGAAAAGUGUUGAUCAAGUCAGUUAACCAUCUGCAGUAGCUCCCUUCAAGCUGUUACUAAUUGCAUGGAUUUCCAAUUAAUAAAUGUAAUCGAAUGACACUCAAAAUCCACCAAAGCACCUAUACUUUUUUCCAACACACGUGUUCACCUAGUGACAAUAAAACCUUUAUCUGUCAUUAUUAACAGAAUACCUUCAACACCAUGAAGCUGUUUUUGCCAUAUAACAUGAAAAUUUUCUAUAUCCAAUCUUGUGAUAAUUAAUUCUAUUGUAUGAUUUUGCACAGAGGCAAUUAAGGCUGUAUUGACUCGUACACUGUGGUAGUGUAUAUGAAGCUGAUUGUAUUUAUUGUUCCUUGAAACUGAGUGAUUGUAUUUUUUAUACAAAAUGAUGCUCAAUUUUGAAAUAGGAUUGCAGUCACUUUACAGUUAUACGGCAUAUAUAAAAUUGACGAACAUGCGACUAAAUCAUUAUAUGUAGCUUUAUGCUAGGGCAGAGAACAUGAUUUAACAUUGUAGUUAGCUACAAUCACCUGUAUAGGUUAAGCAAGAGACAGUACAAAAUCUAUUAGUGCGUAAAACUGUUUUGAUUUUUUUCUGUAAGUGAUAUGCAGACAGUUACUAUUGGACUUUAUUCAGAAUAGAUUUAAAUAAAUGCAUUUUAUAAAGGACAGAUCUUGUAUCUAUCAGAACUGUAAACCAUUAUUAAAAGAAAAUAUUUGAA
This is a messenger RNA of Limulus polyphemus (Atlantic horseshoe crab), 3143 nucleotides long. RefSeq lists its product as uncharacterized. Lineage: Eukaryota; Metazoa; Arthropoda; Merostomata; Xiphosura; Limulidae. The record is from RefSeq and is a predicted model, not a curated record. Bases 611 to 2347 code for a protein of 578 amino acids. The transcript has 4 exons.